GUGGCGGCUAGGAGUAGGUAGGGAGGGAGGGAGAUCAAACUGCGCGCCAUGGGUUUCCCUUUACGCUUCUUAUCAUCACUGUCGUUGUCCCUCUUGGCCCUCCUCCUCCACCGGGCCACGGUGACAAGUGGGUGUUUCAGCAUGGAGAGGGAGGCACUGUUGGACUUCAAAGCCGGCAUCCACGACACCCAUAACCGGCUAUCUUCUUGGGUAGGCCAAGACUGCUGCGCAUGGGAGGGGGUCAUCUGUGGUGCCACCACUGGCCACGUCGUCAUGCUCGACCUCCGGAAUACGUUUGAUCGGGCAUUACGCGGUGAGAGGAUGAUGAACUCGUCAUUGCUUGCUUUAUCUCAUUUGAAGCACUUGGAUCUUAGCGUCAAUGAUUUCAGGAGAAUCCGCAUACCGGAAUUCAUCGGCUCCUUCAAGAAACUGAGAUACCUCAAUCUAUCUUCUACAUAUUUCAUGGGAGGAAUACCUGCUCGGCUGGGGAACCUUUCGAGCCUCUACGUUCUUGAUCUAAGCGAUGCUUUAGAUUUUGCAUACCAUGUUGACAACCUCGACUGGCUCUCCCAUCUUACCUCCCUGAAGAACCUGGACUUGAGCUGGUUGAAGCUAACCGGUGCCCCAGAUUGGUUCUCAUCCGUGAACAUGCUGCCAUCCCUCCAAGUGUUAAGUAUGUCUUAUGUUGGUCUCGAUACCAUCCCAGCUUCUGUUGUCCAUGUCAACUUCACCUCCUCUCUUACCGUCCUUGAUCUCUCCUUCAAUAAUUUCAACUCCAUCUUACCCAAAUGGUUGGGGAAUAUUAGUAGUCUUACCCAUCUUGAUCUUCAUGAAUCUGGGUUCUAUGGGGUUAUUCCUGAUGCAAUUGGAGACUUGGGCGAGAACUUUUCUUGA
Molecule: messenger RNA, 894 nt
Organism: Musa acuminata AAA Group (dessert banana)
Lineage: Eukaryota; Viridiplantae; Streptophyta; Magnoliopsida; Zingiberales; Musaceae
Product: receptor-like protein EIX1
Exons: 1
Coding region: 49-894 (281 amino acids)
Molecular function (GO): protein binding
Source: RefSeq, a predicted model, not a curated record